AGGCCCAGAAUUUGCAGGAGCGAUCGAAUGGUGCUUGAGGGCAAACGAACUGACGAACACGAACUGGAGGAAGGACUUUGUGCAGAAUGUGUUGUGCUACCUCUAGAGUCAUGUCACAGGCAGUUGUCGCAGAGGCCCUGAGGCAAUCUGAGCACCUCUUAUCGUGAAGAUCCACAUUUCCCAAAUGGUACUGGCGCUGACGUCAUCGGUAAAAUCGUCGUCUCGAACGGUGAGAAGUCGAAGCACGAGCUCCCAGCAGUAAGGAACAAAGUAGGGGCGUCUUUAUCUCUAAUCUCGUCGCGCCGACUGCAAGGUUAUUCUACCGAACCACCAAGCUGUGCUUGGCAGUCACCAGUCGCAUUUGUAUUUGUUAGGUGACUCAGCCUUACAACCCCACAUCACUGGCCACCACCACACAGCAUCACUACACUAAGUAUGCCUCCGAGAGUCCACAUAAUCAGGCAUGGGCAAGGCGAUCACAAUGCGACUCGUGACUACACUAUCCGCGACGCACUCCUCACUCCCAAGGGGAAAGGGCAAUGCAGCACCCUCCAGUCCGUCUUCAAGUAUCACAACGACAUCGACAUUGUUUUCUCGUCGCCACUGCGACGCACCAUUCAGACGGCGUCCUUGAGUCUGGGUCCAGCACUAGCUCGCAAUGAGGUUCCCUUCGUGCUGCUGCCGCCGUUGCAAGAAGUCAGCGACAUGGGGUGUGAUGUGGGCCUUGCAGACAAUGCAGACGAUGUAGUGCGAAUCUUGCCUACGCUCUUUGCGGAAGGAGAACUACCCUUUGAUUACAACAAGAUCGACGCUUCGCACGUGACUGAAGGCUGGAACGGCAAAAAAGGAUACUGGGCGUACGAGAAAGACGCGAUAUUAAAACGUGCAGCAGACCUAAGGAGCUUUCUACAGCAACGAUCAGAGAAACAGAUCGUACUGGUCACCCAUGGUGCAUUCACUCACUUUCUAACCGAAGAUUGGGAUGUUGAGGAUCCAAUGACUGGCACAGCAUGGCUGAACUGCGAACAUCGUGUAUUCGACUUCACACCUGAUUCCACUGCCACAGACGCCCAUCUGCGGGAGACCGAUGAGAGCAAGUCAUCAAGGAAUGGUGAGGAGAGAAAGCACGAUCCUCAUGUGCUGGAGGAACUGGUCAAGGUAUCUUCAAAUGAAAGUCAAAGCUGAUAGUUCACGUGUGGAGCGACUCGACCUUACAAAUAGUUGCGAGGCUACCACACGGGCUUGUCACAUCAACAUGCACGUAUCGAA
Molecule: messenger RNA, 1269 nt
Organism: Boeremia exigua
Lineage: Eukaryota; Fungi; Ascomycota; Dothideomycetes; Pleosporales; Didymellaceae
Product: phosphoglycerate mutase family protein-like protein
Exons: 5
Coding region: 436-1185 (249 amino acids)
Cellular component (GO): cytoplasm
Molecular function (GO): phosphatase activity
Source: RefSeq, a predicted model, not a curated record